Leptinotarsa decemlineata (Colorado potato beetle) is the source of this 552-nucleotide messenger RNA. RefSeq names its product transcription factor pangolin (gene pan). The record is from RefSeq and is a predicted model, not a curated record. Gene Ontology annotation, biological process: canonical Wnt signaling pathway; regulation of transcription by RNA polymerase II. NCBI's taxonomy places the organism in Eukaryota, Metazoa, Arthropoda, Insecta, Coleoptera, Chrysomelidae. Gene Ontology annotation, cellular component: chromatin; beta-catenin-TCF complex. Gene Ontology annotation, molecular function: DNA-binding transcription factor activity, RNA polymerase II-specific; RNA polymerase II cis-regulatory region sequence-specific DNA binding.
GCCUGGGCCGCACACCGCCAGUAGUGCUUAGUUGGCCUAGUGAAAUAUGUGAACACGUGCUCGCGUCGUCCCGUUCCGAUCUAGUAGUGAUUGUGACGAGCGCUUUUGUUAUUGUGAGUGACAGUACUCCGACGACAAUAAUGACGACGGGCGAAUGCAGAUAGUGGUGCUAUGUAGUGUGGCUGUGAUAUGCCGCUAUCCCGUGAGUUCAAGUGAACCAUGCCACACGUCUCGUCCAGUGGCGGCGAUGAUCUCGGCAGCACCGAUGAGGUUAAGGUGUUCAAGGACGAGGGCGACGGGGAGGACGAAAAGAGGUCCUCUGAGAACCUCACCGAGGAGAAGAGUAGCCUCAUCGACCUCACCGAGUCGGAGGAAAAGUCUGGAAAUGGAAGUUACCAUACUUCCAUCAAAAAUGUGCAGCAGCGAUCUGACCACAGCCCCGUCUUCGGCAAAGUGGAACCUGUACCCCAUACAUCUUCGUUUAACAUGGGAUACCUCGUCUCACCAUACAGCUACGCUAAUGGAGCAGGUGGACCCAUCCCCGUGUCAAUG